GAGGGCUAGGGCGAGGGUACAGAGCACCCCGCUUUUCAGACCCCAUCUGUCUGCAUUCCCUGCAAGACCCUCAGUCUCCCCACAUCUGGGGACAGAGGAGGCAGACAGUUGAAGAAGAGGAAGUUACGGUAGUUGGGUAACACCGAGUGCUCCCCAGCUUGGGCUGGCUUGAAACUUUGGCCUUGGUCACGGGGGCCCUGGAGAAGCUGGGGCCAAGCCAGGCACCCACUUCACAGGCAACCAUGCUCUCUGGGUCGGAGCCCAAGUCAUGUGACCAGCAGCCCUUUGAUUCUGGAGCUGCAGCCUCAGCCCCCAAGAGCAAACAUGGACCCUGGAGACCUGAGAAGCCAGGUGUCUUCACCACGGAGGAUGAGCAGGACGACAGUUUCCCAGGAGGGCUCAGCGAGAGCACAGAAGAUCUCAGCCUGGAUUUGGAGGCCCUUCGGGGUAGCGAGUAUUUUCAGGACCUGGGCUUAGGGGACCCUUCCCACAACCAGCCUAGAGAAGCUAGAGAGAGCGAGAACCCUGGCAAAGAAAUGAAGAGAAAUCCGUCCUUGUCCAGCUCAGCGGGGGCCCAAGUCCUGCCAAGGACACAAAGCUGGGAGAGGUCUCGGAGUUGUUCUGGGGGCAGGCAGAGGCUCAGUCUGGACACUCCCGCUGCAGACACGGGGCCCUGUCUCCCACGCUGGCUGGCUAGCAUGGCUCUUAAUCUGUCAGGAGACGGGCUGAAGACGGAGACCCAAGGCCGUCUGUCUGGAGAUGGGACCUCAGCGGAACACCCAGGCAAGGAGUUCGGCAGCCCCGAGAAGAGAGUACUGCGGUCCAGAUCUGUGCCCCUGACCUGCAAUGACAUCGGCUGUCUGGAACUGGCUCCAGAUUUUGAAGUGUGCACUUUACCUGGCCAAGAACUACAGCCCCCAGUGCUGCAAUGCCUAGCAAAGGACCACGUGGAGCCGGACCAUGUGUUGAUGGUACAGGAAGUGCUUCAAGAACUUCGACAAUAUCAUGGGGCCCGGCAGUGGGCUCACCUGUCCACCAGCCCUGGGGGAGCCCAUUCCAGCCUCACCUGGUUUGAGUUCCUAUCUGAGAAUGAGAAUGGAGCCAGCAAGAAUGAGAAGACAGACAAGAGCACCAGGGUGAAGCGGAGCCUGAGCUCCCUUCGCAGCCGGGUCACCAGGCAGAAGGAGAAGGGGAAGAGCCCAGUUCUUCUUAGAGACAAAGCUCAGGAUGCUUGUGAGAGGCGUGAAUGUGCCAACGGCCACCAGCUGGUACCAGGGACCUUCUCUGGACACUCCAGCUGCCCCCUGUGUGGCAAGCCUUUGCUGAGCUCUGCCUCGCUGAAGGAGCAGCCGCCACGGGCCACCCUCCUGUCCCAUGGCAGCCCGGGCCCUGCCAGGAAUGUCGGCAUGACGGUCGCUCAGAAAGGGGGACCCCAGACAACAGUAAGCCUGGCCGGAACUGGCUUACGACUCGGAUCAGCCACAGGAGAGAUGGAUGAAGCUGACUCCGUGUUCCUAAAACUGAAGCAGGCAGCUGACGACUCUCUGUCACUUACACCUUCCAAUGCAGACUCAGUUUUCCUGGAAGAUCCCUAUACUGCCUCACUGAGGAGCGAGAUUGAAGCUGAUGCCCAUGAGUUUGAGGCUGAGUCCUGGAGCCUGGCAGUGGACUUGGCAUAUGCCAAAAAGCAAAAGAAAGAGGUGGUGAAGAGGCAAGAUGUCCUGUAUGAGCUGAUGCAGACGGAGGCACACCAUGUGCGGACACUGAAGAUCAUGCUCAAGGUGUAUUCCCGGGCCCUGCAGGAAGAGCUGCAGUUCAGCAGCCAGGCCAUCAGCCGCCUCUUCCCCUGCGCCGAUGACCUGCUGGACAUGCAUGGCCACUUCCUGGCCCGCCUCAAGGAGCGCCGCCUGGAGGCCCUGGAGGAGGGCAGCGAGCACAACUAUGUCAUCCAGAAGAUCGGGGACCUCCUGGUGCAGCAGUUUUCCGGUGAAAGUGGGGAGAGAAUGAAAGAAAAAUACGGGGUAUUCUGUAGCGGCCACAAUGAAGCCGUCAGCCAUUACAAGUUACUGCUGCAACAGAAUAAGAAAUUUCAAAACUUGAUCAAGAAAAUCGGCAACUUUUCCAUCGUGCGGCGGCUUGGUGUGCAGGAGUGUAUUCUCCUGGUUACCCAGCGCAUCACCAAAUACCCGGUGCUGGUGGAGCGCAUUAUUCAGAACACAGAAGCUGGCACAGAGGACCACGAAGACCUCACCCACGCCCUGAACCUCAUCAAAGACAUCAUCUCCCAAGUGGACGCCAAGGUGAGCGAAUGCGAGAAGGGCCAGCGUCUCCGGGAGAUUGCCAGCAAGAUGGACUUGAAGUCCUCCAGCAAACUCAAGAAUGGGCUCACCUUCCGCAAGGAAGACAUGCUGCAGAGGCAGCUGCACUUGGAGGGCGCCCUCUGCUGCAAGACUACCUCCGGGCGCCUGAAAGACAUCCUUGCUGUCCUGCUCACUGAUGUGCUUUUACUACUGCAAGAAAAAGAUCAGAAAUAUGUCUUUGCAUCUGUGGACUCUAAGCCGCCUGUCAUCUCUCUGCAAAAACUCAUCGUGAGAGAAGUAGCCAAUGAGGAGAAAGCCAUGUUUCUGAUCAGCGCCUCCCUGCAGGGGCCUGAGAUGUACGAAAUCUACACCAGCUCCAAAGAGGACAGGAACGCCUGGAUGGCUCACAUCCGGAGGGCUGUGGAGAGUUGUCCUGAUGAGGAGGAGGGGCCCUUCAGCGAGGCUGAGGAGGAGAGAAAGGCAGUCGAGGCACGCGCCAUGAGACUCAGGGACUUCCAAGAGCGGCUAAGCCUGAAGGACCAGUUGAUCACUCAGAGCCUGCUGGAGAAGCAGCAGAUCUAUGUGGAGAUGGCAGAGAUGAGCGGGCUCCAAGAUCCCAGCCAGUCCCAGUUCCCUGGGCUCUUCCGUGGGGGUGACCCUGCCGAGACGCUGCAGGGGGAACAGCUCCUUAAGUCGGCCAUGAGUGAGAUUGAGGGCAUCCAAAGCUUAAUCUGCAAGCGACUGGGCAGUGCCAAUGGACAGAUGGAGGAGGGAAAUGGCCCCUCGGGCCUGCCCCGGAGGGCAGAGACUUUUGGGGGUUACGACAGCACUGGCAGCCCCAGCAGGAGUGGCAGUUUUAAGAAGAAGGUCUAUAGCAACGACCCCAGGCCUCGAGACUGGCGAGGCCCUGCCAGCAGCCUGGAUGCGAAGCUCGGAGAUGGCGACACGCCAGGAGGCAGCAAAGAGUCAUGGCAGGCGGCUGAGGUGCCUGGGGCAGAGACUGGCCCCCGUCUGCCUACUAUCCUGGAGUCCGAGCUUGUCCAGCGAGUCCAGACAUUGUCGCAGCUGCUCCUAGGCCUGCAGGCUGUCAUCGCGCAGCAGGACAGCUACGUGGAGAUGCAGCGGGCGGCCAUCCAGGAACGGGAGAAGCAGUUCAGGCUGCAGUCGACGCGUGGGAACCUGCUGCUGGAGCAGGAGCGGCAGCGCAACUUCGAGAAGCAGCGCGAGGAGCGUGCGGGUGUGGAGCGGCUGCAGAGCCAGCUGCGGCAGGAGCAGCAGCGCUGGGAGCGGGAGCGCGCGCGCCAGAGGCAAGAGCUGGAACUGGCAGGCGCGCGCUUGCAGGAGCGCGAGGACGAGGCGCGGCAGCUGCGCCUGCGCCUGGACCAGGAGCGCGCCGAGCUGGAGCAGCACCGCCAGGCCUACCAGCAGGACCUAGAGCGGCUGCGCGAGGCCAUGCGCGCCAUCGACCGAGAACGAGAGCGCCUGGAGCGCCAGGAGCUGCUGCGCCGGCUCAAGAAGCAGAACACUGCACCUGGGGCUCUGCCACCGGAGGCACUGGCCGAGGCCCAGCCCCCAAGCCACACCCCCAGCUUCAAUGGGGAAGGGCUAGAGGGGCCAUUGGCCCCCACCAAAGCACCAGGGACCCGGAUGAGCAUGCUCCUGUCAGGGGCCGGGCCUGAGUGUGUGGAGCGCCCUGAGGUGGCUCGCAGGGACAGUGCUCCAGCCAAAAGUGACGUGCCCAUCCAGCUGCUGAGCACCACCAACCAGACUCAGAGGCAGGCGGCUGUGCAGCAGCAGAUCCCCACCAAGCUGGCCGCGUCCAUCAAGGGCGGCAAGGACAAGGGCGGCAAGAACCGAGGCUCGCAGCGAUGGGAGAGCUCAGCAUCAUUUGACCUGAAGCAGCAGCUGCUCCUCAACAAGCUCCUGGGGAAGGAAGAGAAUACGUCCAGGAACCGCCGCUCGCUCAGCCCUGUCCUGCCUGGCAGCCAUGGUUCUGUGCCCACCCCAGAUCCCUGCUUCCCACCCCCAGCGGGGGGCCCACUUGUGCCCCCAUCCCCCUCGCCGCUGCCAGCCACACCCAUGGCCAGCAAGGAGGAAGCCAGCAAGGAAGAUGUCAUCUUCUUUUGAGGGGUCAACACCCCAGGUGCAGGCCCUGCUACGUCCUGCACAACCUCUGUGUCUAGAAAACGCCUCCCCAUGGGGUGACCAUGCCUGCUCAGUUGACCCUCUUUCUUGCCCAAGCACCCCCCUCCCAAUGCCUACCUGGCCAGGCUCAGCCUGUUGGUGCUGCGAUCUCUGGGUACUUUGUGUGGGAUGGGGAGCCCCCGGGGACUCCCCUAGAUCUGUGCAGGAGCUUGGGCCCAUGCUCAGCCAAGGAGCUGCUUUGAACCAGAGCACCCUGUCAAGUAGGAAGAAGUGACCCCUCUCCCCCAGUUGGUUUUCUGGGCAGCAAGGAGCUGGAGGAGACAAAGCCUCCAUGUCCAGAGGCCACCACCAAGCGUGGACAUCAUCAGGGCAGCUGCAAGGAUGGAUGUUCAAAGCUAGGCAGUCUCCCCUGCAGGGCAGAGACACACACCCCCCCAACAGUGACAGACCCUCAGCCAGCAAGUGAGGGGCCACAGGUAGGGUGGGCUAUGGUGGCCUGCCAAGCGGCGCGGAGCUCAGCUUAAAGGGGGCUGACCACCCAUUACCCUUGUAACUUGGCAUAGAUUUUUCUGAGCACUGCUUUUCAAGGGCACCCACCCAUCUCACCCUUCAGUCUGUCUGGGACCUCAGCCCUCAGGCUCCAGCCAGGGCAGACACCCCCUAAGUGGAAGGGUCCCCAGUUUCCAUGAAAUGGAUGUUUUCCCUGGGGCCCCUGGGCACUGGUAUCUCCUCCAUGCAGGUGUGUGAAGGAAAGGUAGAGGGACAGCAACACAGGUGGCUUGUGCAGGUGUCUCCUCCCUUGCAUGGAGCCACUGCAGCCUGUGGGUGAACCACCACAGGAAAACGGGCUGACCUUCAGCGCCUACGGCCAGCCAGGCUGCUCAGAGCUGCCUGGCUUCCCAGGGCAGGACUUGGCAGCAGGACCAGGUCCAAGGCUGGUCAUUAUAGUUCUCCCGGGUUCUAGGACCCCAGCGAGGGCUAAGUGACCUGACUGGAAACCAUGAGGAAGGGCCCCCAGGCCCCGGGCAGGUGGACAGACCGAAGCUGGGGGCCAGCCAGUGGUGGUGACAGGACUUAAGAGCACAACAAUGACACCGUGUCCCUUGACUUUGUCCCCUCCGAACCUCAGCUUUGCCUGUACUUGUUCUCUUCCAUUCAUAGCCAUCUCUCCUGUGUCCUGAGCACGGCCCCCUUACACACCUGUGCCAUGUUCCAGUGUUUUGUACUUUUGUACUGAGUUAUCCAAGCACUUUAGAAGAGCUGACUAACUCCUUGCUGUUAGAACCCUGCCUCGAACCAGUGACACCCCUGUCCCGCCCCCAGGGCCACACACAUCUGUCCUCCUGAGCUGGCCUGUUCCAGUCCCAGCCAGAGACACCAUGCAGUGGGCCUGGGUCCUGCUCUCUAUGCACGAGGGCAGCUCUGAUGGGGGCAUCUCUCCCAGCACCCCUCAGCCAUUCAUGGCGGGGGGGGGGAAGCAUUCUGUUUGCAAAGCUGGUGGCCUAGUGGCACUCGGGUGUAGGUGAGAUCUGUGCACGUGGUCUCCACCCGUGGCCAACACAAUCAUUUCUGGUAAUUAUUUACGACGCCUCACUGCGUGCGACAUUCCGGGACCAGAUUCUAGCAAUAAAAGUGUCUUGAGC
Messenger RNA from Perognathus longimembris pacificus (Pacific pocket mouse), 6088 nucleotides. It is a transcript of the gene Arhgef18, whose product is annotated as Rho/Rac guanine nucleotide exchange factor 18. Gene Ontology annotation, molecular function: guanyl-nucleotide exchange factor activity. The record is from RefSeq and is a predicted model, not a curated record. Lineage: Eukaryota; Metazoa; Chordata; Mammalia; Rodentia; Heteromyidae. The transcript is spliced from 29 exons. Gene Ontology annotation, biological process: small GTPase-mediated signal transduction. Bases 243 to 4427 code for a protein of 1394 amino acids.